UCUAUCCUCCUUUUCCCCAAACUAACAUAUUUACGAGUAUGUUUUGGUAACUGCCAGCAGCUUAAGAAAAGAUAAACACCUUAACCAGAUACACACAAGUGAGUCAGACAAGACAUUAUGAGAAGAGCUUCAAUUUCAAAUCUUCUGAAAACUCUAUUAUUAAUAUCCCCAAAUCAUCAGCCGCCCUCCUUUAGUACCAUUUCAUCAUCAUCAUCAUCAAGCCCUAGUUUAUCGAUAUGGAGACGAAAGAAAGAAAUCGGAAAAGAAGGUUUGAUUAUUGCUAAACAACUUAAGAGACUUCAAUCUAGUCCUCUUCGUCUCGACCGUUACAUCGACUCCCAUGUCUCUCGUCUUCUCAAGUCUGACCUUGUUUCUGUCCUUUUUGAGUUCCAAAGACAAAACCUUGUCUUUCUAUCUAUGAAGUUAUAUGACGUGGUGCGAAAAGAGAUAUGGUAUCGACCAGAUAUGUUCUUUUACAGGGACAUGCUUAUGAUGCUAGCAAGAAAUAAAAAAGUGGAUGAGGUGAAGCAGGUUUGGGAAGAUUUGAAGAGAGAAGAGGUACAUUUUGAUCAGCAUACAUUUGGGGACAUCGUGAGGGCCUUUUUGGAUAGUGGAUUGCCAUCAGAAGCAAUGGUGAUAUAUGAUGAAAUGAGACGGGCCCCUGACCCUCCAUUAUCAUUGCCUUAUCGAGUGAUCUUAAAGGGGCUGUUACCAUAUCCGGAAUUGAGGGAGAAAGUGAAAAAUGAUUUUUUGAAACUAUUCCCCGACAUGAUCAUUUAUGAUCCUCCUGAAGACUUAUUUGAAGACUAUUCGUCUAGCAAUGGGUUUGAAAGCAACUAAAGUAUUGAACUCAUAAGAUACACACAUCCCUUAGGAUUUGAGGAUUAGAAGAAAUUUGGAUUGCAGCUUUGUUAUCACAAAAAAGGGAAACAGGUCUAUCAACAUCAAUCUGCAAAUCCUUUAAAAUGUUUAUAAGCCACAUGACUUCACAAGUUAAAGAUGCAAGAGCCCUAUAUUCAGCUUCUGCUGAAGAUCUUGAAACAACACUUUGUUUCUUGCUUUUCCAGGAAACUAAAGAGUUUCAAACACAAUGUAUCCAGUUACACUUCUCAUGGUAGUUUUACACUUAGCCCAAUCAGAAUCAGUGUAACCAAAUAGGUUUAAAGAAGAAGAUUUAGAAAUAGAAAUACCAGUACCAGGACUCUGCUUCAAAUACCUCAAAACUCUAAAAGCAAGUUUCAAGUGUGAGCUCAAAGGAGAAUGCAUAAACUGACUUAGACUAUGUACUGCAUAGCAUAUAUCAGGUCUAGUAUGUGAAAGAUAAAUAAGCUUACCAAGCAGUUUUUGAUACUCAGUAAUAUUAUCAAGAGGCUUGUCAUUAUCA
Molecule: messenger RNA, 1384 nt
Organism: Erigeron canadensis
Lineage: Eukaryota; Viridiplantae; Streptophyta; Magnoliopsida; Asterales; Asteraceae
Product: pentatricopeptide repeat-containing protein At1g62350
Exons: 4
Coding region: 118-840 (240 amino acids)
Molecular function (GO): protein binding
Source: RefSeq, a predicted model, not a curated record